Messenger RNA from Myodes glareolus (Bank vole), 918 nucleotides. RefSeq names its product olfactory receptor 9G19. Gene Ontology annotation, cellular component: membrane. Lineage: Eukaryota; Metazoa; Chordata; Mammalia; Rodentia; Cricetidae. The record is from RefSeq and is a predicted model, not a curated record. Gene Ontology annotation, biological process: G protein-coupled receptor signaling pathway. Gene Ontology annotation, molecular function: G protein-coupled receptor activity; olfactory receptor activity.
AUGGAUCAGGAUAAUAGUACAAUCAGUGAGUUCAUCAUGUUGGGAUUCACAACCGACCCGGUGAUGCAGAAGAUACUGUUUGCAGUGUUCCUUGUUGUAUAUACCUUGACUUUGCUGGGAAAUAGCUCCCUCAUUGUGCUAAUUUGCAAUGAUUCCCGGCUCCACACACCCAUGUAUUUCUUCAUUGGAAACUUAUCAUUCCUGGAUCUUGGGUUGUCUUCUGUUUACACCCCAAAGAUCCUAGCAACAUGCAUCUCUGAAGACAAAAGCAUCUCCUUUGCUGGCUGUGUGGCUCAAUUCUUCUUCUCUGCUGCACUGGACUACACUGAGUGCUAUCUUUUGGCUGCCAUGGCUUAUGACCGCUAUGUGGCCAUCUCAAAGCCUCUGCUUUACUCACAAGCCAUGCCCUUGAAGCUAUGUGUAUUUUUUGUGGCUGCCUCAUAUAUGGGUGGUUUCAUUAACUCUGUCAUCAUCACCAAAGACACUUUUGCCUUGAAUUUCUGCAGUGACAAUGUAAUUGAUGACUUUUUCUGUGAUAUCCCACCCUUGGUGAAGUUGGCCUGUGGCAAGAAAGAGAGUUUUCAGUCUGUGUUGUUCUUCCUCUUGACUUCCAAUGUCAUCAUCCCCAUUGUGUUUAUCCUGGCCACCUAUCUCUUCAUCAUUGCCACUAUCCUGAGGAUUCGCUCCACUCAGGGUCGCCUUAAGGCCUUCUCUACCUGUUCCUCCCACCUCAUCUCUGUGACCUUGUACUAUGGCUCCAUUCUCUACAUUUAUGCUCGUCCCCGAUCAAGCUACUCUUUGGAUAGGGACAAAAUUGUUUCAACCUUUUACACAGUUGUUUUCCCCAUGCUGAAUCCUUUGAUCUACAGCCUGAGGAAUAAAGAUGUGAAAGAGGCUCUGAAGAAACUCCUCAAGUGA